AUGCGCCACUCUCUCGUGUUUUUAUUGGUCCCGGCUAUUGUUUCUGCGCAAACAAUCAAUAAGCCUGGACCCCUCAAGCCUCAGCUUGGUGGGCGAUGCUGUAGCAUCAAUGGCGUGGCAGACCCUACGGAAACCUGUACUAAGCAAGGCUUAAACUCGUUUUGUUGUACUGGUAUUCUGAGCUUUACUGGGAAUGGGUGCGACAACGUGUCAGGAACGGUUGGACGCAAUGUUCAGGAUUUUCCACCUGCUAGUGAUGCUUGUGGCGAUUUCCAAUUCAUUGGAUGCGCGUAA
Molecule: messenger RNA, 294 nt
Organism: Colletotrichum graminicola M1.001
Lineage: Eukaryota; Fungi; Ascomycota; Sordariomycetes; Glomerellales; Glomerellaceae
Exons: 2
Coding region: 1-294 (97 amino acids)
Source: RefSeq, a predicted model, not a curated record